AUGAAGCUGGAGAGCGAGAAGGAGAAGGAUAAGGAGAGGCGCACUGGCGACCCGCCCAAGUACCUAAACGAGGAAUUCUUCAAGGCCGCCCUAGAGGAUGGCCUGCGCGACAUGCGUGUGGAUAUCAAGAAGAUCAUAUUCGCCGAAUCGAGUGGCGGCGGUGGGGAGAAUUACUGCAGCAAGAUCUAUCGCGCCAGGGCUCUGUACCGGAGCAGCAAGCGGCAGCUGGACGAGGAGCUGGCGAUGAUAGUCAAGAGCAUUGCCAUCACACCGGCCACCCAGUUCCUCGAGGAGCUGGCCGUCUACCUGCGCGAGAAGAUCUUCUACUUCGAUGUGCUCGGCAAGCUGGAGGUGCUCAUUGGCGACGGCUCCAAGUUUGGGGCCAAGUGCCUCUACACGACCCGCGAGCCCAUCCAGACGAUCGUCUUCGAUGACCUCACCCAGUACGGCUACAAGCUGGCCAGCCGCCAGAGCGGCCUCAACGAGGAGCACUGCGUGGUGAUCCUCAAGAAGCUGGGCAAGUUCCAUGCCAGCUCCAUGCUCCUGGCCCAGAAGGAGCCCGGCGUGGGGGAGCACUUCACCAGCGGCAUGCUGGACGAGAACUACAUACGGACAAACGAGCGUUUCAUCAACUUCAUGGCCCUGCAGCUGCGAACGCUGGCCAAUCUGGUGGCCGAGUGGCCCGGCUAUGAGCAGCUGGCGGACAAGCUGCACCGCCACUGCGACAACAUCAAGGAGAACCUGGUGACGACCGGUCGGUCCCUGCCCGGGGAGAUAACCGUGCUGAAUCACGGCGAUCUCUGGGUGAACAAUUUCAUGUACAAAUACGACGACGAGCAGCCCACAAAGCCCAUAGAUGCAAUCUUUGUGGACUUUCAGAACAGCUUUUUCGGGAGUCCCGGAUGCGACAUCAACUUCUUUCUGAACAGCAGCGUCCAGCUGGAUGUGCUCAUCCACCGGCGGGAGUUCCUCAUCCAGACCUACUACGGCGCCCUGCGCGAGAGCCUCGAGCGGAUGCACUUUGAGUUUGUGCCGAGCUAUGCGGACAUCCAGCAGGAGAUUAGGGCCCGAGAGCUGUACGGCUUCUUCUCGUCGUACGCCUUCCUGCCGAUGGUCACAAUGAAGAAGGAGGACUCGUACGACAUCAGCAUCGAGGCCCUCAGUGAUCCGGACUUUGCCAAGACGAAGGUCCAGCUGAUGUUCUCCUCCAAUCCCCGCACCACGGACACCCUGCGCUAUGCCCUCCGUCGCUUCGAUGAGCUCGGCAUAUUCGAUUGAUCCGACCUUCGAUUGUGAGGGCCUGUGGGGGGAUGUCUGAUCGGUCUAUUUAUAUUCAAUCUAUCAUCGGCUUAACGUUUUUUUUGGCACCAAUUCGUACUAUGUGUGUUUUUUUUUAUGUUGUUUUUUGUUACUUUUAAUCGGUACGUAGUCGUAAGCGCAAUCUAAACAUUAAAUACUAUACAUAUGUAUA
Messenger RNA from Drosophila persimilis, 1471 nucleotides. RefSeq lists its product as uncharacterized. The record is from RefSeq and is a predicted model, not a curated record. The coding region runs from base 1 to 1278 and encodes 425 amino acids. The transcript is spliced from 3 exons. NCBI's taxonomy places the organism in Eukaryota, Metazoa, Arthropoda, Insecta, Diptera, Drosophilidae.